Adelges cooleyi (spruce gall adelgid) is the source of this 1241-nucleotide messenger RNA. RefSeq lists its product as uncharacterized. The coding region runs from base 251 to 739 and encodes 162 amino acids. The record is from RefSeq and is a predicted model, not a curated record. NCBI's taxonomy places the organism in Eukaryota, Metazoa, Arthropoda, Insecta, Hemiptera, Adelgidae. The transcript is spliced from 4 exons.
ACACCCGCCACCCCUAUUUGUUGGCCCUGGGUUUCAAAUAUUGAAUUGUUUAUAACGCCGUCAUACCACCACUACCACCCGCGCACCCCAUUAAACUUUCAACCCCCCUUGUUAAGACUUUCACUACUCUGCAGUCUGCGGCGUUUCUCUACUUGUAGUCCCCGGCCCUGUCUAGAGGUGUACUGCUGUACACAGUUAUACGAGGAAGCGGUGCACUGUUUGGGUGAAUUUAUGCACCGUUGUCGUUGAAAUGAAGCUAAAAACAAUAUCGGAAACAGUCAACAAGAAAGAGCUAUUUAAUAAGGUUUGGAACCUUUCUGCAAAACAUUGUAUGGAUGUGGUAUUGAUGAUGUUUUCACAUGCAGAUGGAACAACACUUCUUGGCACACAUAAGCUUGAACAGUUCAUUGUAACUACUGAACUUUGCCAUUUUACUUCCAAGAUGCGCAAUCGCCCAGCACUUUACCGUCCGACUGUGGAUUGUACUGUUACUAAUGACUUUGUUUCAACAGAAUUUGAACGCUAUAUUGAUUUGGUUGAAGACACCGCAUACGAGUUAUCAAGUGUUCCUAACAGUGAAGUGCUCGUUAUUAUUGCCAACAAUGAAUGCCGCAAAUAUAUAUUUGCUUCUCCACGUUUACGCCCUUACAUUACUUCUCAAGAAUGUAUUUCUUUAAUUGAGGGUUGCUUGGGAAAAGGCACUUUCGCUGCUCAUCAAGGAACAGAUAUUGAUAAAUAGCAAUUAAUAACCUUUGCAUCACUAAAAAUCUCAGUGUUGCUAAAUGUUUCCUCGUGACAUAUAAUAGUCUUCAUGGAAAUUUAUUUUAAAAGUACCUAUCUUGAUGCUUGUCUGUAUUAUCUACAUAAUAAUAAUAAUAAUAAUACAAAUAAUAGAAAUAGUAAUAAUAUAACUUCUAGUAUAAUAUUAACUAAUGUAUUUAGCGAACAUUACUUAUAGUAUUCGGCAUUUUCAUUUAGUUUUUAAAGCCAAAAGUUACCUGUUUUUUAAGACUUAUUAUUUUGUGUUUUAUAUUUUUAAUUUUUUUUUUUUAAUUAUGUUAAUUUUUAAAAAAAGUAUUUCAAAAAAUAAAUAGUACUUUUUAAUUUAAUUUUUUAGUUUGUUUAUAGUAUGUUUUAAGAGGCUGUACAAUUUGCAUUAGAUCUCAUUUUGUUUUGUUUUAUUUAAUUAUUUUUAAUUUAAAGAAAGCGUAUUUUUUUUUUUUUUUUUUUUAUAUAAACCC